Brienomyrus brachyistius is the source of this 2910-nucleotide messenger RNA. RefSeq names its product microsomal glutathione S-transferase 2 (gene mgst2). Gene Ontology annotation, molecular function: enzyme activator activity; glutathione peroxidase activity; glutathione transferase activity. The transcript is spliced from 6 exons. Gene Ontology annotation, biological process: leukotriene biosynthetic process. Lineage: Eukaryota; Metazoa; Chordata; Actinopteri; Osteoglossiformes; Mormyridae. Gene Ontology annotation, cellular component: membrane; endoplasmic reticulum; nuclear envelope. The record is from RefSeq and is a predicted model, not a curated record. Bases 412 to 849 code for a protein of 145 amino acids.
UUUAACGAGGCAGAUGGGAUUCUUGGAAUAUCAUGGUUAUUUCGCCCAGCGAAACAAACAAAAAAAACGAUUAGAAGAUGACGGAUGGGUACUUAUUUCAUCCACAAUCUUUAAAGGUUUCUCUUAUCAGUCCCGAGACUGAUGAGGCUCUGCUAUGCGAUGUAAAUUUUGUUUCUGUUAAGGCUCUGCAACAAUUACAUAAAAUCGAAGUUUACAUAUUAAUCAAGAGUUACCCACGAAUCAGCGUUUCUAUGAAAAUUUCCAGUAAUUCUUUGUCUUUACUCUGGUGACGGAUUUGAACGCCAUGUCAGGACGAGUAACCCUCAAAAGGGGCGUAUCUACCACACUGAAGUAAUACGUGGAAGAAAGAGGUCAAUAAAUGGCAAUCAAUCGGCAAACAAAUGUACAAACAUGGCUGCAGAUCAGCUACUUCUGUCCGCUGUGUCUCUGAUAUCAGCGCUGCAGAUGGGUUACAUCACUCGCUGCGUUGCCCUUUCGAGGCGCAAACACAACGUCAUGCCUCCUGCAGUUACAGGACCUGUGGAGUUUGAGAGAAUCUUCCGGGCUCAACAGGACUGUGUGGAGAUCUACCCCCUCUUCCUGGUUGUAUUGUGGAUCUCUGGAAGCUUCUUCCAUGAAGCACUGGCAGCUCUUGGUGGUCUGCUGUUCAUUUUUUCCCGCCAAAUGUAUUUUAACGGUUACGUCAACUCUACGAAGAGCAGAUUACUGGGCUUUUUCCUGUCCCUGGGGGCUCUCGUGCUGCUGACAGCGACCGGGGCCGCUGCCCUUCUGCAUCGCUUUCUUGACGACUACCUUGAUGUUAACAUGCACAAGGUUUUCAAGAGCUAGCGUGUUUGCCUGAACCCACAUCGUCGACUCGUCCAGGUAACACAGAUCCAUAACUUUCUUGGGAAGCUCUGAACCAUCUCUUCUUCAAGCACUGAGCUGUGAGUCGGUCGCCUGCAACGCUAUCAGCUGCCGAAGUGACUUUUUUUUCUCUCUCCUUUUAUUUUUCUUUCUAAAAAGUUCUUUUCUUUUUAAUUUCAUCUGUCGCUCUCCCACACAUGAAACAGCGAUAGAAAUAUUUCCAGAACAAGAGAUGUCCAGCCUACGGGCGAAUGGAGUCUGCACGCGGGUGCGUAGAGGCGAAAACGGGUUAAAAUCAAAAAACAAAAAUCACAAACAAAAACUCUUUGGGAGGGGAAGGGGGAAAAGAAUUUCUGCUCCAACAAACAAAAUAUUUUAAAUGGAAAAAAAUUAAAUAUAGAAGUUUGUCUUGACACUGAUUUUCAGGCGUAAUGAACAAAGACGGCUCACAAUGAUGUGCUGUAUAAACAGACAUUAAAUUGUCAAUAAUGUAAUAAUAAAAUUUUAUAUAUGAAGGCCCACAGGCUCAGUGUAGGCUUUGUUCUAUUUGAGUUGAGCUUCUAAACUUUAUUUUACAUUUGAUUUCUUUUUUCUGGGAAGCUGUGCCGUUUUGUUUGUGUUAAAUUUAUGUUCUUUUUUUUUAAUCUGUGGGGUGAUUCUGAUCGGGAUCCUGGCUUGAGGCUCCUGUAGCAGGUUGUGAGUCUAUGUCAUUAAACCUUACACAUACACAUAAAACAAUCUCACACACAGUGAUGCAUGAUGGAACAUUUAGAGAUGCCAACUACUCAAACCCACACGACAAGGGGAGAAUAUGCCAACUCCACAAAAAUAUGUAAGUGGGACUCGAACCCACAACCUUGGAGAUGUGAGGCAACCCACUGAGCCACUCUGCCACCCAGGUAUCAAAACCAUAGAUGUAAUCUAUGGUGUUCUAUGGCAUACAGAAUUGACCUAUUUAUCUAUACUUAUUUGGACGGGGUGAAGGACAAAGGAUCAGCUCAGAAGAAUAACCACAGCUGUAGCAGCCUGAAUGGGCAUCCCUGGGGCGAUGUAGCCAGUUUCUCUGUAGCUUAACAGAGCGCCAGGCGGGAAGACAACAAGGUGACUGUUAGCGGCAACAACACCACGACAGUGUGUGCUAUAAUGUGCGCCAUUGUGGCGGGGGAAGGGGCCAUAAAACUGGGGCAGUGGGGCUCCGGUCUGCCUUUUCACGGCGGGAGGACAAGGACAGCAUUCACGCAAUGGGAGGACUCAAAAUUCCAGCCUGUGCAGCCACGAGUUCUUAAAGAAAAGGGACGGACAGGACGCGAAAAGCUGCGAAUGUUUAUACGGCUGCCGUUACGCACCAGCGUGCUCGUCGCUGUCGUCGCGCGGCUCGGAAUAAGUAAGUGAUAAACGAGUUUAUCAAUCGUUAGAUUUUGUGUGGAGAAACGGCGUUGAAGGGUUUUAUGAGGGAUUUAGCGAGAGUGUGGCGAGGAGGUGCCAGUUCACGCCUUCUCAUGAAGUGAAACAAAAGCCACCCCUGCAAACAAACGCAAACACGGAAGUCGUUUACCAGUCGGGGGAGAGAGAUGGCAAAAUGCGAGGAGUUAUCUGAAGACUCACGUUUCAAGGACUAUUUAGGCUUUUAAGGAUAAUGCAAAAUCUUUAAUUUUAUAAUAAAAAAAGACAAAGUCACUUGUGGUGGCUUAUACAUUCAUCACCUACCAAUUAAAACGUUACACUUUAAAUAUAAAGCUCUGUGAUCACCCUCCCAUAGCUGCCACUUAACCUUUGUUUAUUCCACUCCAGCCCCGGUGCAUUAUGGGUAGCCGCCGGGUCCCUCACAGUAGGAUGUACAUGGAAACUCAGCCGAAGGCAAUGCCUCAUGCCGGUUGCCUAGCAACAGCCCACACUGACAGGGGCUUGCUCCAGUUCCUCACAAAGAGACGAGAUCGCUCCGUGGCCGUUUUCACAGUAUAAACUUAACACAAGCCACUUACAAAACGACUGAAUAAAAAAAAAAAUGAAUGAAUGACAACAGUAUUUUCUACCGCUCCCUCA